This is a messenger RNA of Rhinichthys klamathensis goyatoka, 569 nucleotides long. RefSeq names its product pro-neuregulin-4, membrane-bound isoform-like. The transcript has 5 exons. Lineage: Eukaryota; Metazoa; Chordata; Actinopteri; Cypriniformes; Leuciscidae. Gene Ontology annotation, biological process: positive regulation of mitotic nuclear division; epidermal growth factor receptor signaling pathway; positive regulation of cell population proliferation. Bases 191 to 529 code for a protein of 112 amino acids. The record is from RefSeq and is a predicted model, not a curated record.
AAUCACAACAUUUCUGCGCUCAAAAGGAUCCGCCCACCGUUCUUAUGUGACUGAGUCGCAUGCUGACGUUUAGCUCAGAACUUAUUUGAGGAGGACGAGGUGACUCACCUGCACUGCAUUUCACCUGGAAGGUGAUUAUAAGAGACUGCUGUUAAAGUUCCCAUAUAAGAAGAUCUAUUUAGCGUUUCCCAUGAUGGCAGAACACGGUGACCCUUGCACUGGGUCCGAAGCCAACUUUUGCAUGAAUGGAGGAACAUGCUUUAAAAUACCUUCUGUGUCAACCCCCACCUGUGUCUGCAGUGCGCACUAUGAGGGCAGCAGAUGUGAGCAGUAUCAGCUGUUCAGUUUCUCACACAGCAGUGAGGAGAAGGGCAUGGUCGCUGCUGUGGUCAUCAUGGUCCUGCUCAUUUUAGCGGUGCUUGGGGUGGUCAUCUAUUACAUCUACAAAAUUAAGAAAAAUACCCAGAGCCAACCAAAACCUGAGGGAUAUAAGAGAGGCAAAUCAAGUGCGAACUCUCAAACAGUGUGAAUCGACUUUUGAUGCAUGUGAACUCGACAUUGGCUUGAUG